This is a messenger RNA of Aspergillus pseudonomiae, 1005 nucleotides long. RefSeq lists its product as uncharacterized. Lineage: Eukaryota; Fungi; Ascomycota; Eurotiomycetes; Eurotiales; Aspergillaceae. The transcript has a single exon. The coding region runs from base 1 to 1005 and encodes 334 amino acids. Gene Ontology annotation, molecular function: oxidoreductase activity. The record is from RefSeq and is a predicted model, not a curated record.
AUGACACGUUUUGACCCCAACCAUGAAUCGCUUGAUUUUUUAAAGCUUCGAGACUCAGUGGUGGUUCUUACUGGAGGAGCCACUGGAAUAGGCGCAGCAACCGUCCGCCUGCUCCACUCGUACGGAGCAAAGGUUAUUUUUGGUGAUAUCAAUACCGAGGCUGCUAAGACUGUCGUAUACAGCACUUCACCAGACACCAUUCAUUUCGUCGAAACAGACGUGCGGUCAUAUGAGGAUAACCUAGCGCUUUUUAAAUAUGCGCUCUCAAAAUAUGGACGUGUUGACCACGCGAUUGCAAAUGCAGGCACCCUGGAGCAGAAAGGAUGGUUUGAUCCUCGUCAAGAUGUGAAUGACAUAGAAGUACGACCGAGUACACUUACUUUGGAUGUCAAUUUAGUUGGAGCGUUGGUUUUUACGCAUAUUGCCUGCUCAUACUUGGCGCAUGGUAAUGAGGACGGCAAAAUUCGCGAUAAGAGUUUGACUCUGCUUGGUAGCCAUGGAGGUUUCAAGGAAACCCCGGGAAUGUUCCUAUAUAGCAUGUCCAAGCAUGCCAUCAUGGGAUUAUUGAGGUCUCUUCGAAUUUACGUCCUAGAGGCCUUUCCAGGGCUCCGGGUAAAUGCUGUCUGCCCAAGUAUGACAGAAACAAUGAUGGUAGGGGGAAUCCGGGAUGUUUGGAUCAAGCAAAAGUUGCCGGUCAACCAGCCCAACGACAUAGCAACAGCUAUACUUGGCAUCCUUUCAGCUGGCCCUGGAACGAACUCCAUAUGGCAUGAUGAAGACGAGGCUCCUGGUCUGAACAGUCGCGAUAAUGCGGGCCAGAUGGAUUGGGAAGAUGUGCAGCAUCGUGGACUCCAUGGGAGAGCUAUAUAUGUGCUUGGAGGCAAGUGCUUUGAUAUUGAAGAAGGCCUUGAUAGGACGGAGCAGCUUUGGCUAGGGAGAAAUGCCAGCGCAACCAUGAAACAGGCCCAAGAGGUACUAGGACUAGGAGACCGGUGGCUUCAGUGA